Cydia pomonella (codling moth) is the source of this 1427-nucleotide messenger RNA. RefSeq names its product mitochondrial GTPase 1. Gene Ontology annotation, molecular function: GTP binding; GTPase activity. Gene Ontology annotation, cellular component: mitochondrion. The coding region runs from base 200 to 1201 and encodes 333 amino acids. The transcript is spliced from 4 exons. The record is from RefSeq and is a predicted model, not a curated record. NCBI's taxonomy places the organism in Eukaryota, Metazoa, Arthropoda, Insecta, Lepidoptera, Tortricidae.
UGUCAAAUACAUAUGAAUGAACUUCUUAAUUUUGGCACGAGUUUCGCGAUAUUUUUACCAUUUACGUACAGUGUAUAUGUUUAAACUUACGUAACUAGUUUAAAUUAUCUUAAACAGCGAACUACGUAUAUGUAAUGAUUACUUGAUUCCAAACUGUGUUCAACAAAUCGACAUAACCUCAAAACCAAAACAAAUCGAAAUGGCAACAAAAUUCAACCCCGCGGCGUACAAUUUUCGCAAAAAAUGCCCUUUCGUGAGCAAGGACCUGCUCCGCUGGUUCCCGGGUCACAUGAACAAGGGCUUAAAACAAAUGCAGAGAAAGUUAAAGUCCGUCGAUUGCGUGAUUGAAGUUCACGACGCAAGAAUACCCUUUACUGGCAGAAAUCCCAUAUUUACGAAUACUUUAACAGGUGCAAAGCCUCACAUACUAGUUCUUAAUAAGAAAGACUUAACUAUAAGUUCAUUAAUACCGCGGAUAAAGGAGCAGCUGAAGGCAGAAGAGGGAGUGCAAAAUAUAGUGUUUACAAACAGUAAAGACCAAGGUUGUCGCGGAUUGAAGACCUUAAGGCCCCUGAUGGUUGACCUUAUUAAAGACUCGAAUAGGUAUAACAGAAGCGAAGAGUCCGACUACAAUGUAAUGAUCAUCGGGGUCCCAAACGUGGGUAAAUCAUCGUUGAUCAACAUGCUCCGCUCCAGGAACAUGGGCAUCGGGCAUGCGUUGCCAGUCGGUGCGGUGGCUGGGGUCACCCGCAGUGUCUUGAUGAAGAUCAGGAUCAACAAUAAUCCCAAUAUAUUCAUGUUGGAUACGCCUGGCAUCUUAGAGCCGUCAGUGACAGACAUCGAAAUGGGUUUAAAGCUGGCCCUGUGCGGCAAUCUCCAAGAUCACCUGGUGGGCGAGGAAGCCAUCGCAGACUACCUGCUGUACUGGCUCAACAAGCAUGGCUGCUUCCGCUAUGUAGACUACAUGGGACUGCUGGAGCCCUCCGAUGACAUAAAUAAGGUACUAAUCGCAGGUGCGGUGAAGUUCAACCGAAUCCGUCGAACACGGGACUACGACGGCUCAAUGCGUGACGUGCCGGAUUUCAUCGAGGUCGCCCGGACUAUGAUCAGGGGCUACCGCACCGGGGAGCUCGGCAGGACGCUCCUGGACAUCGAACUGCUGAAGGACUACAAGAAGGAGAAAGAGAACCUUGUGGCGUAGGAGUUAAAGUCGAGGUUCAAGCAACCAAAGACUUUAAAUUAAUUUUUCACACCAGCUCAUAUAGGCGCUCAUGAUUGUUCACAAACUUAUAAGAAAGUUGCAUUUUAUGCACAUGUGUGGCAAAGGAACUCGAUGCAAAUUUUGAGUUGUUUCCUUAUGUUGGCUGGUAGAAUUAACUUUGAAAUGAUUAUUUUGAUUGAUAAAUAUUUAAUAACGAUAAUUUGAA